GCGGGGGAGCCCGCGAGUGCUGGGCCUGAUGGUGUGGGAGCCACGGUGGGGGCGCGGCUGAGGCUGGGGCUGGCGCCUCUGGGAUGUGCUGCCCUGCGGGUCCGUUCGGGGAGUCAGGGGUGUUCCGAGAGACGGCCGAGUGGGGCUGGGCAGUGGCUGCAGGAGGCCCUGGGCGGGGGGGCAGAGUCUGCUCAGUGCCAGCACCUGCCACUGUAGGCUCCCUGCUCCACGCUGUAACCUGCUGUCCCCUUCCACCACGGGCCCCGCAGGUACUGACUGCUGCCCCGGUUGGAGGGUAGUCCUGGCCCCAGCCCCACAUCUAUGUCCCUGCAGGCCCUGAGGAUGUCGGACGGGAUCCUGAGUAAGGCAGCCACCAUGGAGAUCCCCAUCAGCAGCAACGGGGACACCAGCAGCCUGCCCGAGGAUGAUGGCCUGGAGCAGGACCUGCAGCAGGUGAUGGUGUCGGGACCCAACCUGAAUGAGACCAGCAUUGUGUCAGGCGGCUAUGGGGGAACAGCUGAGGGCAUCAUCCCCACCGGCACCAUCAAAGGUAGUGGGGGCUGGACUGGGAGGGAAUGGCGAUCAUCAUGGGAAGAAGGGGGUCAGCUCCCCUCAUUGCCCCUGACUUAUGACACAAAGCUCUGCCAUGGCCCAGCCAAGGUGUCUUCUGGGUGGGCUCUGUUCCUGCUGGGCUCGGGUUCUGUGCAGGGGCAACGUGUGGGGGUGUGUAGUGGUGGCAGAAGAUAAUGAUGGCAGAGGAGGGGCUGCUGCCCUGCUCUGCUCUCCCUGGACUGGGUUGCUCCCCUAUUACAGGAUGGGGUCUGCUGUGGAAUUGCUAUCCCCUUGGUCAGGACAUCCCCAUGGAUGUCUGAGUCCCAGCUGUGGUGGGGGAUCCCAGGUCUGUCCCAGUCCAUCUGCAGCAGGAGCUCUGGAGUGUGCUGUGGAUGAGGGGGCAGGCAGGGGGCCCCAAGCCCACACCCUACUGGCCUUUUCUUGCUGUCCCAGUCAGACCAGGCCACAGCAGGGCUGGUUGGGCUCUGCAGCGUGGGAGACCUGGCACCGCUGUUCUUGUUCCGUGCAGAUCUCUCCCUGAGAGUCCCUCCAGGGCUUGAGGAGGGUCUGUGUGGACAGAGAGGGUGAGCGCGUGUGCUUCCCCGGAGCACCGCUACUCUGGCCCGGUGUCCCCGUGUCUCUGUGUUCCUGUGUCCCCAUGACAUCCGGCCUGCCCAGGGAUUGCUGCAUAGAGGCCAGAGGUGGGGGGGUUCCCUGGGGUGGGGGAGUCCAUCUGUAUGGCUGUGGCCAUGUCUCUGGGUUCCAACGCUCACCUGCUGCCGUCGCUCUCCCGCUGCCGCCCGCCCACGCACUCGUCCCUGUCCCCUGCCCCCCGUCCCCUCUGCCUUGGCUACCCCACUGUCCCAUGCCCUGUGCCCC
Messenger RNA from Cyanistes caeruleus (blue tit), 1431 nucleotides. The record is from RefSeq and is a predicted model, not a curated record. NCBI's taxonomy places the organism in Eukaryota, Metazoa, Chordata, Aves, Passeriformes, Paridae.